GUUAUAUAAAUAAAUCCCACCGAUGCUCGCGCUCCAACCACAGCCAGAGGUGCGACCGCGCGCGCGCUAAAUUGCGAAACACUCGCAAAAACAAAUCUGACACCCGCACUGAGAUUCCCGUGAAUUUCACUCAAUGAAGCUGCACGUGCUGCUUGUGGUAUCUGUGGGUGUGAUCGUCUCGCGCUCUGUGUCCGCUCGCAUACCUACAGUCACGCAGAUGCCGCUAUUGAUGCGCUUAGGAGAGGAAUAUUUCAUCAGGUUGGACAACGCGCCAGACCGGAGACCACCGCCGCGCACCGAGGCUCUUCAGCUGCAGCUUACGCAGAGGCUGUUAGGAAGUAAAGUCGGGAGUGUCGGUAACAGAAUCACGGACAGCCAGGAAGAGCGUGACCGCCGUUCCGAGGAUCCGGCCAUCUCUCUGGAUCUGACGUUCCACCUGUUGCGCGAGGUGCUACAGAUGGCACGAGCCGAGCAACUUGCGCAGCGCGCAAUCAGCAAUCGCAAGAUGAUGGACUUUUUCGGGAAAUAACAUUUAUGAGUGUUGUAAUUCAUUUUGUGCGUGCGAAAUCUUUUAGAUAAGUGACUUUCUUUUCUCCUUUGAUUUCAAGAAAAAUGUAAAGUUUUAUACAUUCAUUCAUAAAUCAUCUUUUAUUAAUGUUUUUCAA
Paramisgurnus dabryanus is the source of this 665-nucleotide messenger RNA. It is a transcript of the gene crha, whose product is annotated as corticotropin releasing hormone a. Gene Ontology annotation, cellular component: extracellular region. Lineage: Eukaryota; Metazoa; Chordata; Actinopteri; Cypriniformes; Cobitidae. The record is from RefSeq and is a predicted model, not a curated record. Gene Ontology annotation, molecular function: hormone activity.